Messenger RNA from Anopheles marshallii, 642 nucleotides. RefSeq lists its product as uncharacterized. The transcript is spliced from 2 exons. The coding region runs from base 1 to 642 and encodes 213 amino acids. The record is from RefSeq and is a predicted model, not a curated record. Lineage: Eukaryota; Metazoa; Arthropoda; Insecta; Diptera; Culicidae.
AUGAAAAGUCUUCGAUUGCGUGUAAUACCACUGUACGCGCUACUUUUCUCGUUUAUUCUACUGACGUCCGUCAUUACCGCCAAUGCAUCACCCGAUGUGCAAGAGUGUCCUGCGAAUCGUGUGCUGUCCCAACGCUCCAAGCGCUGGCUCUUGAGCUACCCCAUCAAUGGUGGGUUCGCAAAGAUGGUGCUUGGCUUUCUUUCCCCGAUUCGAUUCCACCACACACUGCCACGAAGCUGUAAUUUGUCGAUCAACAUGCAGGCCGUCUAUCGCAUCCUGCCCAACAUCAUUUUCCCUCGGCCGGAAACAAUAUUCAAAAAUCGAGCCAAUAGUGAGUAUACCGACACCAGCCGGAAGCAGUUUUACGAGCUGGUGGAGCGAAUGCUGACGACCUGGAACCGUAACGGCCGCAGCUGUUUGUUGCGUACGAUCUGCGAGGUUGCCGAAACGUCGUUGCGACACAAUGGAUUGAUUGGAGAACUGUUUGAAGUUAUCUUCACACCUCACGAGACGGAUCAGCUAGACAGUGCAUAUACAAUGGCACGCAAAUACGGUGCGAAUGGUGUGGAUUGCAUGAGAAUGUACGCCGAAUGUCCCCUAGGACAUGGUUUGCUCGAUACUAUCAGUGCAAUUCAAAUGUAA